AUGGCGUUAACACCAGCCACCCGCGGAGCCAUCCUAGGUACUAUCCGCCGCGAUAGCGAUAUCACCUCCCCAAGCCAGCAACAUGACAAAAAACCGAUGUCCGGAGCCAUAGAGCUAGGGACCGCGAAGGAGAAGGAGAAGCUAUUCAUGGAGAUGCUGGUAUACGUAGUCAAUGGACUGUGGCGAGAAGUACAGAGCCUCUCCCACAGCCACAACCUGGGAAGUCAUUUCGAGCGGCCGUCAGCCGCGCAAGGCACUUCAGUACCAACAAUAUCCGAGCAGAGGGAAAUCGCCGAACAAGUUAUGGCAGCUCUACCAAAGGGCAGCUCAGCUAGUUUUCUCGGUGAACUCGGUGUAUCAAACCCACCAAACCAGUUAUCUGCGCGACGAAUCUGCCCGAGCGCAGGAGUUACCGCAGGAAGUGGUCCCGCCGAUCGGCCACACAACGCCAUGAUCCAAGUCGCAAAGGGUCUCCCGACUAGCCUGGGGUCUGAUGCAGAAGAUAUUUCCAGGACUUAUCAGUCUAGGAGUAGCCAAGGAGGGAAAACGGAAGGCAGUCCAACGCAAGUCAUGCGGGACGUUUUCGUUCACCUACUGCACAGAGACCACGCCCUGAAGGAGGAAUUUCUCUCCACCGCAAUGGGGCCAGACGUGUCCAAGGGGGAUGCUCGCAAGGCUCUUCGUCUGAACGAGCCAUGGGGCUCAAUGGUGGAGCGCGUGGAUGAUUUGAAGGCGGAAUGGCGAGAAAAGCUAGGUCCUGCGAAUCUCAAUAAACGUUUGUAG
Aspergillus campestris IBT 28561 is the source of this 783-nucleotide messenger RNA. RefSeq lists its product as uncharacterized. The transcript is spliced from 2 exons. The record is from RefSeq and is a predicted model, not a curated record. NCBI's taxonomy places the organism in Eukaryota, Fungi, Ascomycota, Eurotiomycetes, Eurotiales, Aspergillaceae. Bases 1 to 783 code for a protein of 260 amino acids.